CCCCAAUGGCUUAUCCGUAGCGAUUUAGCGCCCUUUCCUUCAUGUCCACCGUCAUACGCCCUCACCUCCUUCGCCUCCCGCCGACGACAAUUUCUCCGCCGCAACUGUCACCGUCUCCGUCUCUCUCUACUCUUUCUCUCUCUGGAAAACCCCAACGCUUCUUCCCCGUCUUCUCUCUUCCCACGUCUCUCUCUCUUUCGCCAGUUGCCCUCCGUCACUCUCAUUCUUCUUCUUCUUCGUCUUUGUUUGAGAGGUCGAAUCCGGAGGACGUAGAAUCUCUGAUUGAUGGGCUUUUCUAUCUGCUUCGCCUGUCCGUACAGUACCAUGACCCCGAGCUCGCGAAAGCCGUGCACGGUUCGUUUCUCAAGCUCCAGGAAGAAAAUACGCGACUGGGCAAUGCCCUAAUCUCCGCGUAUCUCAAGCUGGGUUUCCUUCGAGAUGCGUUUCUCGUCUUCACAUCGUUAUCUUCACCGAGUGUGGUGUCUUACACAUCUCUCAUCUCGGGUUUCGCAAGAUUGAAUCGGGAAAUCGAGGCUUUUAAGCUCUUCUUCGGGAUGAGACGUGAAGGUGUCCAACCCAACGAGUAUACCUUCGUCGCGAUUUUGACUACUUGCGUGAGAAUUUCGCGGUUUUCACUCGGUUUGCAAAUACAUGGUCUGAUAGUCAAGUCAGGGUAUUUCCAUUCUGUGUAUGUUGGGAAUGCGCUGAUGGACAUGUACAGUAAGCUUUCUGGGUUUUUAAGUGAUGUGCUUCGCUUGUUCGAUGAAAUGCCUCACAGAGAUAUGGUUUCAUGGAAUACGGUGAUUUCAAGUUUGGUGAGAGAGGGACUGUAUGAGGAAGCUUUUGAUUUAUUCUACGCUAUGGAUCCAAAAGAAGCGAUUUUGGUUGAUUCAUUUACGGUUUCGACGCUUCUUACUGCCUCCACUGAUACUGGUGAGUCCAGGAGAGGCAAAGAACUUCAUGGUCGUGCUGUGAGAAUCGGGCUGAAGGAGGAUUUGAGUGUGAACAAUGCCCUUAUAGGGUUUUACACGAAAUGCGGGGAUAUAAAAAAGGUGGAGAAUUUGUUUCAGAUGAUGCCGGUGAGAGACGUGGUUACUUGGACUGAGAUGAUCACAGCUUACAUGGCAUUUGGCAUUGUGGAUAUGGCUCUCGAGAUGUUCGAGAGCAUGCCUGAGAGGAAUGGUGUUUCCUACAACGCCCUCUUGGCCGGGUUCUGUAGAAAUGGAGAUGGUUUGAAGGCUCUGAAGUUAUUCGUCGAAAUGGUGCAAGGUGGUUUGGGAAUGACAGAUUUCGGUUUGACCAGCGCUGUGGAUGCUUGUGGGUUAGUGACAGAAAAGAAAACAAGCGAGCAGGUUCAUGGGUUUUGUAUAAAAUCUGGUUUUGCUUCAAACCCUUUUAUCAACACAGCUUUGCUUGAUAUGUGCACAAGGUGCGGAAGAAUGGCGGAUGCUGAGAAGAUGUUUAGCCAAUGGCCCUCUGAUCUCGAUAGCUUGAAGGUAACCACGUCGAUGCUUUGUGGGUAUGCUCGGAAUGGCUUACCUGAAAAGGCUUUAUCAUUUUUCCUUCACACUAUGUGUAAUGAAGAGCUGGUUCUGGAUGAAGUUUCAUUGACUUCAAUUCUUGCUGUCUGUGGGACAUUAGGUUUUCUGGAAAUGGGUUGCCAAAUCCAUUGUUACGCGCUGAAAACCGGGCAUACAUCUGAUAUAGUGUUGGGAAAUUCUUUGAUUGGUAUGUACUCAAAGUGCUACAACUCCGACGAUGCCAUCAGGGUCUUUAAUGGUAUUCCAAGACACAAUGUUGUUUCAUGGAACAGUUUAAUCUCGGCCUAUGUCCUUCAAAGAGAUGGUGACAAGGGGCUGGAUUCAUGGUCAAGAAUGAAAAGGGAAGGUGUUAAGCCCGACACUGUCACCCUCGUUCUCGUUAUUUCUGCGUAUCGGUAUACGGAAUCAAAUUUGGUCAGUAGCUGCCGUGAUCUAUUCCUCUCCAUGAAAACCACUUACAGCAUUGAACCGACUUCUGAACACUACACUGCAUUCGUCGGCGUUCUGGGUCAUUGGGGUUUUCUUGAAGAAGCUGAAGAAACAAUAAAAUCGAUGCCUUUCGAGCCCGAGGUUUCUGUCCUGAAAGCUCUGCUCGAUAGCUGCAGAGUCCAUUCGAACACAAGCAUCGCAAAACGUGUGGCAAACCUUAUGCUAUCCAUGGAACCACAUGAUCCAUCAGGCUACAUCCUGAAAUCAAACAUCUACUCAGCUUCUGGCCUCUGGCAUCAAGCCGAGAUGGUCAGAGAGAAAAUGCGCGAGAAGGGCUUCCGGAAACAUCCAUCCAGAAGCUGGAUAAUCCAUCAGAACAAGGUGCAUUCCUUUUACGCUCGUGACAAAUCCCAUCCGCAGGAGAAAGACAUAUACAGAGGUUUGGAGAUACUGAUAAUGGAAUGUCUGAAAGCCGGGUACGAACCAGACACAGGGUUCGUUCUCCAUGAGGUGGAAGAGCACCAGAAGAAGAGCUUCUUGUUCUACCACAGCGCAAAAAUGGCGGCUACUUACGGGAUCCUAACGAGCAGCCGAGGAAAACCUGUUCGGGUAGUGAAGAACGUGAUGCUGUGUGGGGAUUGUCACGAGUUCUUGAAAUACGUCUCGGUUGUAACGAAGAGAGAGAUAGUUGUGAGGGACUCUUCAGGGUUUCAUCAUUUAGUGAGUGGCAAGUGUUCGUGUAGAGAUCUCUGGUGACCUAAAAGAGAAGUGAUCUCUGAGAGGUUCUGUAAGAAAUUUGUCAUUGUAAGUAAAAAUGUGCGUUUGCGUUUGAGUUU
Tarenaya hassleriana is the source of this 2806-nucleotide messenger RNA. Its product is annotated as pentatricopeptide repeat-containing protein At5g03800. Gene Ontology annotation, biological process: RNA modification. Gene Ontology annotation, molecular function: protein binding; RNA binding; zinc ion binding. The transcript has a single exon. The record is from RefSeq and is a predicted model, not a curated record. Lineage: Eukaryota; Viridiplantae; Streptophyta; Magnoliopsida; Brassicales; Cleomaceae. The coding region runs from base 42 to 2726 and encodes 894 amino acids.